Messenger RNA from Sinocyclocheilus rhinocerous, 699 nucleotides. RefSeq names its product gastrula zinc finger protein XlCGF49.1-like. The annotation marks the transcript as partial. NCBI's taxonomy places the organism in Eukaryota, Metazoa, Chordata, Actinopteri, Cypriniformes, Cyprinidae. Gene Ontology annotation, molecular function: RNA polymerase II cis-regulatory region sequence-specific DNA binding; DNA-binding transcription factor activity. The record is from RefSeq and is a predicted model, not a curated record. Gene Ontology annotation, biological process: regulation of transcription by RNA polymerase II. The transcript has a single exon.
CAUCACAUGAGAGCUCAUACUGGAGUGAAGCCGUUCAUGUGUGAUCAGUGUGGGAAGAGUUUCAUGGACUCUUCAAAACAUAAAAGACACAUGAAGGUCCACACCGGAGAGAAGCCGUUCACGUGUGAUCAGUGUGGGAACAGCUUUAAAGAAAAAAUAGACCUUAAAAAACACAUGAGGAUCCACACUGGAGAGAAGCCUUACGCAUGUGGUCAAUGUGGGAAGAGUUUCACAGAUUCAGCGUACCUUAAGAUUCACACGAGGAUCCACACCGGAGAGAAGCCGUUCGAGUGUGAUCAGUGUGAAAAUAGAUUCUCAAUUAAAAGUAGACUUCAACUUCACAUGAGAAUCCACACCGGAGAGAAGCCUUAUGCAUGUGAUCAAUGUGGGAAGAGAUUCCCAAUCAAAGCAAGUCUUGAGCUUCACAUGAGGAUCCACACGGGAGAGAAGCCGUUCAUGUGCGAACUGUGUGAAAAGAGAUUCUCAAUAAAAAAAAAUCUUAAACUUCACAUGAGGCUCCACACCGGAGAGAAGCCGUUCACAUGUGCCCAGUGCGGAAAAACCUUUUUCUGGGCAUCAAACCUGAAGAAACACCUGACAGUUCAUACGAAGGAGAAGCCGCAUUCAUGUUCUGAGUGUGGAAAGAGUUUUUCACUGCUGCAAAGUUUAAAAAUACAUCAGAAAAUACAUACUGGUGUG